CGUUCAAAGAUAAUGUUAGGGGCAGCCAAGCAGAUAAUAAGACCCACCAUGAUGGGUGAGAGGAGCUUUGGGGAACCUCAAAACCACCCACAAGUUUCAUCUGAAGGAAAUACACAACUUUCCACACAGUCAGCACUUACAAAUCCAAUCUCAUCACCUAAAAGCAUCAAAGGCCAAAGGGAUAUUUUAAAAAAACUGGACAAUGUAAGUUCUCCAAAGGAAUACAGUGUACUGGUUUUAUCCAACUCAGAGCUUCAAGACAGAGCUUCAGGUGACUGUAAUGCAACCAAUGAUCGUUCUCAUGAAAGUAAUAUGAUGAUGAACUCUUCCGAUCAGAAUCAAACCAGUGCUAAUGUCAACCAAGAGUCUAAACCAAACAUCAGGCCUCAGUCUGCAGCUUCUGAAACAGACAGUGCUAUCAUAACAUCCCGCUACAGUAAAACAUCAGAUCAGUGCAGCCGGAUGAGCUGCUUCCAGUUCCCUUCGAAGAGUCACAGAUCAUCCACUGAAUGCGGUCAGCUGAGCCGAAUCUGUAGACCUGUGAUCAAACGAACAUCUGACAGUAGACCUACAUACUUCAAAACUCCUCAGGCAUGGAGAAGAUCUUCCUCCAACCAAACAGGGAACACAAGAAGGAAUGGCAGCAAUUCAUCCCAAAGUAGAUGCAGCUUUUCGGAUUCAGAUUCUUCUAAAUCCUCUUCAAGCGAAGCAACCUUGCAUCAAGAUAACAGAUUUGCAAGAAGAUACAGAGGCUCGCGGUUAUACAAAAAGUGUGUGACUAGUUGUCCAACUAAAUUUGUUGGAGAGAAAUGCGAUGCAGCUGUUCACCCGGACCUCUCGGACAGCCCAAACACACACACAAACUCUGAAAUGCUGAAAUGUUCCAUCACUGGAUGGAUACCGCAGUGUCCAUUCACUCUAGAUCAACAACAAGAGUUCAAACACACACUUCAUUCUACAGACUGUGAGAGAUUUCAAGACAUAAACUCCUCGUGGUUAACAGACCAAGAAGACCCCCCACCAUUACAGCCAUCUGUAGUCGCAGACAUGAGGAGUGGAGCAGACUUAGAGUCCUGUCCUGAAGAAUUCAUGUCUACAGACAUGUCAGAUAUUGUGCCCCCUGAAGUGAGACCCAAACCUGCCGUCCCAGCUAAGCCAUUUCAUGUGGCCCCGCCUAAUAGUGUUCCUUCACCCCAAGGAAUGGGGGGUGAAGGUCAAGGGUCAGGUCGAGGAUCUGCAUUGCUUGGAUACAUCGGAAUAGACACCAUCAUCGAGCAGAUGCGGAAGAAAACCAUGAAGACAGGCUUUGACUUCAACAUCAUGGUUGUUGGUCAGAGUGGUCUUGGGAAGUCUACUUUAGUGAAUACUCUCUUUAAGUCACAGGUGAGCCGGAGGAGCACAAGCUGGAGUCGUGAUGAGAAGUUCCCAAAGACUGUUGAGAUUAAAUCUGUAUCUCAUGUGAUUGAGGAAGGAGGGGUGAAGAUGAAGUUAACAGUCAUCGACACACCAGGUUUUGGGGACCAAAUCAACAAUGAAAAUUGUUGGGAGCCCAUAUCCAAAUACAUCAAUGAACAAUACGAGAAAUUUUUGAAGGAAGAAGUCAACAUUGCACGCAAGAAACGCAUCCCUGAUACCAGAGUACACUGCUGCUUGUACUUCAUAUCUCCAACUGGACACUCGCUUCGCCAGUUGGAUAUUGAGUUCAUGAAACAUCUGAGUCGUGUGGUCAACAUCAUUCCUGUCAUUGCCAAGUCGGACACACUCACUCUUGAUGAGAAAACUGAAUUUAAACAGAGGGUGAGGAAGGAGCUGGAAGCAUGUGGGAUUGAGUGUUAUCCACAGAAGGAGUUUGAUGAAGACAUGGAGGAUAAGAGUGAUAAUGAUAAGAUCAGGGAGGCAAUGCCCUUUGCUGUGGUAGGAAGUGAUAAAGAGUACCAGGCCAGUGGCAAACGAAUUUUGGGCAGGAAGACACCCUGGGGAGUGGUGGAGGUUGAAAACCCAAAUCACUGCGAAUUCUCCUUACUUCGUGAUUUCAUGAUUAGGUCUCACCUCCAGGACCUGAAGGAGGUCACUCAUAACAUCCACUACGAGACGUACCGUGCCAAGAGGCUCAACGAUAAUGGAGGUCUACAUCCCAUCUCCUCCUCUGGCCAAGACACACAAGAAAGUAACCUGUGAGGAAAGAAAUGAGCAGCAUAGUAAGGAUGCGAGAGAAAACGAAGAUUCAUCUUUUCAUCACAAUUCAGCUGUGCAUGCUCAGAUUUUAUCGCUAUGGAGGUUUUGUCUUUUUACUCCUUUAAACUCUGUGUGGAACUUGUCAUCAUCUCUUGUUGCACAACCUUUUUGAAAAUUAGAAAAAGCCUUCCCCAGUUGCUCACUUUGGUGAGUGAGUUUGCUUGUGAUAAUCUUGUUCAGGUCUAAUAUGAUGGUAAAUAGAUGUUAUAUAGCUAUAGCAUUUGGAAUUAAAAAAUUGCCCAGUGUUGGCAUAUAAUUUUCUCUGUCCUUUACUGGAACCUCUGUUAGUCAAAUUUGAGCAGUUUUAUAUUGUUAGAAGGGUGAUAGCACAGCCACUGCAGUCUGCGGCUCAAUGGGCCUUAUUUAUUUAAAACAUUUAGCACACUUUUAGUACCUUUGCCAAUUAAACAUACUCAAGUUAUGUGUAAGCCUACUAAAUUUUAACAUGCAGGUGUUUUAAUAAGUAUUUAAUUUCUUUGGCCCUAUAAGAGUACAGCUGUGUUUCUUUAAGUAUGUUAGAUUCACUAGUACUAACUUGUUACCAUUGCUGUGUCUCUGCCAAAAUAAGUCUCAGAGGACUCUGAAGUGACCACUGAGGCAUAUUCCUACAGAUCAUUCCAAACAGGUACAACAGUUUAAAUGUGUGCCAAGAUUUACAGUGGCUAAUGUGUUUAAAUGACUUUCCAGCAGCCCAUUUAACUUCAGGUGGAAACUGAAAGAACACUGAUUAAAAUGAUCAGUGCCUUUAACAAAUCAAGAGUUGUAGUUUUGAGGAUUUUCUUCAAGCACAUUUGUAUGGACACCCCAUGUUUGUGUGCAUGAGUAUAAAAAUUACAAAGCUUUCUCAAAGUUUUGCAUAUGGUAAUAGUGAUUUCUGUCUUCAUAUGUGAUGGAAUU
Carassius auratus (goldfish) is the source of this 3132-nucleotide messenger RNA. RefSeq names its product septin 3 (gene septin3). The transcript has 10 exons. Gene Ontology annotation, molecular function: GTP binding. The coding region runs from base 13 to 2178 and encodes 721 amino acids. Lineage: Eukaryota; Metazoa; Chordata; Actinopteri; Cypriniformes; Cyprinidae. The record is from RefSeq and is a predicted model, not a curated record.